CUUGGCGCUUUAACGCGCCGGCAACUUAACUCCUAUAAACUACUACCUUUUUCCACGGAACACCAGGCGACGGUGGUCGUUAAUUUAGGAAUCUGUCGUCCACGGCGCUCUUGUUAACCGGACGGACCGUCUGUUUCUCGCCUCCGAUAAUCAGAAACCGAUACAGAUAGAGACCUAAAACCCCUUCUCAACCGCCCUCGGGCAUUAGUGAUAAAUUGCUUGCCUGAGCAUGGGUUUAAGUUGAAUUUGGGGAGAUAUCGAUAUGGGCCCUGAUUUAGAGCUGAAAGAGAAGUCGAAGAUGGGGACGGAAGUGUUGUUUCCUAACAAGGAAAGCAGAAUGGCAUCUCAAGAUCCAGAAGACAAGUUAAUGCAUUCCGUUAACGAUUGUCACGACCACAGUUUUAAUAAGGAAACUGUAGUUGAAGGCCAAGCAAAAAUACCUGAUAAAAAUGAGGAUGUGGAGCUUGAUAUAACUGAAUGCAGUCAGUCUAGUGAGCAUGGACUGGUUGAUGGUGGAUUCCAGGAUGCAACUGAAACUUCCAGUUCAUUCAGUGACACAGCAAUGGGGGCUGAUAAUGAUGCUAUUGAGGGUGAUGCUGAAUCACCACUCUUAGAAGAUGGAACAAGGCAAUUGUUGUUUGAUGAUGAACAGUUUGGAAUGAGGAAGAGAAAGUUGACAGAUCAUUGGAGGAGGUUUAUAAGUCCUCUUAUGUGGCGCUGUAAAUGGAUAGAACUGCAACUUAAGGAAUUUAAGUCCCAAGCUCUGAAGUAUGAUAGAGAACUUGCAGAAUAUGAUCACAAAAAACAGGUUGAAUUUAAAAAAAUCACAUUUGAAGAUUUUGAUACUAAGUCACAACCAUUUUCUUUUCAAGUUCAAGGAAAGAAAGUAAUGAAGAGGAAGAAAAGAAAACGUGUUGAAGAGACUACUGAUAUGUCAACAUAUAUGUCUCAUCACAACCUUUUCUCAUAUUUUGCAUUUAAGAAAUCUGGUGCUGGAAAUGCUGCUGCCGAUGAUAAAUAUGGUAAUUCAGAUAUCAAGGCAAUCCAUGAAAAUGAUGACUUUGGGAUUAAUGAUGAAUGGACAUCACCCUUUGGGCUUGGAGAAGGUGAUGAUUCGUUGGAGCAGAUACUCUGGAGGAUUGAAGUGGUGAAGUCCCAAGUUUGCAAUCUAAUUGCACGAGUUGACAAGGUUAUGAGUGAAAAUCCUGGAAAGUUCUCCUCAAUUAAUAAAUUGACCUUGAUGGAUUGUGGAAAUGCUUCUCCUCCUGACAAUGGAGAUGAAAUUCAAAAGAGAUCUCCGCAUGUUUCAGUUCAGCCUAUUUCAGAGUUCAAGAUGGAAGAUCUAUAUAGGCACCAAAGUGCAGUUUCAAGUCAUGGAGAGGCUGAGGAAGAUAUUCUGAUACAGAAUAAGGCAGCCCAGGAAGAGUUGCGUAAUUAUGGAAGUGGUAUAAAUCUGCAGGAAGAGAAACCUCAAGCAUUAACAGAAAAGCCAGAAACUAUUUCUGCAGACCUGACUUCGGGUGGGUAUUUGCACACAAGAAGGCCAAAAACUGUUUCUCUUGCUCCAGGAGAGCGCUUGCCCACAAAGUUGAAAACUAUUUCUGCAGCCUUGGCUCCACAAGAGGAUAUGCCGACAAAGCCAAAAACUGUCUCUCUUGCUCCAGGAGAGCGCUUGCACACAAAGCUGAAAGCUAUUUCUCCAGCCUUGGCUCCUGGAGGGGACUUGCCCUCAAACACACCCAGGCGGUCUAUUAAACAAAAUUCAGAGCUACCUUCCACUUCCAAGUCAAAGGUCCCCACCAAGAAAAGGAAGAGAGGAAAGCGAAAAUUGGGGCGUAUAUAAUAGGGAGCCAGAGAUCCUCAACUAGGCUGGAGAUCAUAUCUGUACAUGGAACUCAGUUGAAGUAGAUUUCUGCUUCCUGCUGUAAAGAUGAUUCAUACAUCGUACAUGCUGUCUAUUCUAUCCCGCUGUGCAUCUUCGCUUCCUGCUCCCAUAUUCUGCUGCAUGGUAAUCUGUAAAUUUGCUUCUCUCCUGAAAGUGAAAAGAAAUGCCUCAGAUUUGAUGCUCUGCAGUAUACAAUUAGUAUUUUGUGUUAGGUGAUAUUUACUUGUCUAUUCCUUCAAUGCCUAGAGGAAAAUGAACGGAUUCUGGUGAUCUUGUUACAUUUAAGGUUUUGUCGGCUACUUUAACCAUUAAGUUAUCUUUCAUUUGUUUCUAAACAUCAACGAUUGUGCCAAUAUUUAUAUAUAGCAUGGAAAGAAGUAAGUGAUACAUUAGAACAGUGUCUUUCUUAGUUCUGAUAAUCUCUCGUUCAUCCUCUCUGCAACAAAUAAUAUUUCUGUAUUUAGCAGAUGUUUGUGGUUUUCAAAGGGAUAAUUCAAUUCUAUAAGAUCCCCAUUGCUGGAUAAUUUCAAC
Rubroshorea leprosula is the source of this 2416-nucleotide messenger RNA. The record is from the annotation of a GenBank genome assembly. Lineage: Eukaryota; Viridiplantae; Streptophyta; Magnoliopsida; Malvales; Dipterocarpaceae.